Molecule: messenger RNA, 258 nt
Organism: Oppiella nova
Lineage: Eukaryota; Metazoa; Arthropoda; Arachnida; Sarcoptiformes; Oppiidae
Source: the annotation of a GenBank genome assembly
AUGACGUGCCGGCGCUCGACAGCCCCUUCCCAUUGCGGGCCGUUUGACACGAAAGUGGUUAUGCGUUACGUAAUUGUGUGCCAAAGGAUGGUGAUCGCCACCACCGCCACCGCCAUCGCCACCCACUCUCCCCGCAUAUCAUCACCGAUGGACUCCCAGUCCAUCAUCACUCAGGCCAUCAGAGAUGACACGAAAGACAUUCAGACGGAAGGCAUUCACGACUACCGACCCGACUCCCAAGAAACAGGUCAGUCAUGA